UAUCUCACACAAGCCUCAUUUUAUUAUUUUUUUUUAAACUUUACAUAUAAUAAUUGAAGGGGCGGCCAUCUUGGUUCCCUGUCAACUUUUCCAUUUGAUCUGAAUAAAAAUAAAUCCCCCUUCUCCCUCCAGAUUUUUUUUUUUUUUUUAUAUUUUUCCACCCCCCCCUCCUCCCUUUUAUUUAUAUUUUGUAUAUUUCUAUCAAUCUCUUUUGAUUGUAGGGGGAACCUACUGGAACAUUAUCACCUAUUUUGAACAAAGAAAUGAGAAUGAUUUUGCUCCCCUCCCCCCACACCCAGUGAUGCUGCUGUUUUCCCUGAGGUGAUUUAUUUUUUUACGUGUUUUUUCUCAUUUGUUUUAUGAUUUUUUGACAUUUUGGGGGGGGAAUAUUUUUUAUUUUUUUUGGGGGGAAAACUAAAAGCCUUGGGGGCACGGCCGGGAGCUCCGGAGCAGGCAGCCGGGCUGAGCUGAGGGGAAACGGGAGGCUGCAGCCCAAUGUCAUCGCCGCUCAGGGACGACGAGGAGGAAGAAGAGGAGGAAGAAAUGGCCGAAGAAGGGGACGGCGAGAAGGAGGAGGAUGAAGAUGAAGAAGAGGAGGAGGAGGAAAGCCGAGAGCAGGCGACACCAAGCCGCCAUUGCAGCCCCAGCCUCUAUUUCCCGCCAACAGCCUCCAGGGAGCCGGGGAGUGUUGAAACCGAUUCCACGCCGCCGGUGCCAGCUGCCGCAGAUCAGGAUGAUGACAACUUAUCUCCUGUGCCUUCUCCCCAACAACCCAUCACAAAGAAGAAGAGAGGACCUAAGAAAAAAGUCAAAGACAAAGUGAAAAUACCAAAGGCCGUCAAACCUCGCAAGCGCAAAAAGCCAGACAGCGAUGAGGACUUGCGCUGGGAUGAGGGUUUUGGCGAUCAAGCCUCUCAGGACAGCGACAGCGAGCUGGGCGGGAAAAAAAGAAAGAAAAAACACAAAGAAAAGAAGGAAAAGAAAACCAAGAAAAGGAAAAAGGAAGAAGUGGUUGUGGUCCAGCGCAAGGUGGAACAAAAGUCGUCUGCAGUGCUGCUGGCAAGUUGGGGUUUGGAGGAUGUCGAUUAUGUCUUCACAGAUGAAGAUUAUCACACGCUGACCAACUACAAAGCAUUCAGCCAGUUUAUGAGGCCUCUCAUUGCUAAGAAGAAUCCCAAGAUUCCCAUGUCCAAGAUGAUGACCAUUCUAGGUGCCAAGUGGAGGGAAUUCAGCGCAAACAAUCCUUUCAAAUCCUCACCUGCAGCGGUGGCGGCCGUGGCAGCGGCAGCCGCGGCGGCAGUUGCAGAGCAAGUAACUCCUGUGGCCCUCCCCACUACAGCAACCGUUACUCCGGCAUUGCCAAUGCGCAGAGCCAAGACUAAGGAGGGAAAGGGCCCCGGGCAUAAGAAGCCGUACAAGAGCCCACGAGUGGCAGAACCAAAGAAAGUUGGCAAAAAGAAAAUGGCACCUCUGAAGAUCAGGCUGGCAGGGAUGAAACGCAAGGCUGGCAGUUCUAGUGAAGAGAUAGAUGUUGGAGAGGCAUCAGACUUGGAAAACUCAAGUGUCCACAGCUCGUCGGCUCCUUCAGACAGCUCUGGAAGAGUUAAGAGGAAAAGAGGAAGGCCUGCAAGGAAAAAGAAAAAAGUUGCAGUGGAGGAGGGGGUGUCUGCAGGGGAAGGCUAUGAGACUGACCAUCAAGACUACUGUGAAGUCUGUCAGCAGGGAGGCGAGAUUAUCCUGUGCGACACCUGUCCGAGAGCGUAUCACCUGGUGUGCCUGGAACCUGAGCUAGAACGGGCGCCACAGGGCAAGUGGAGCUGCCCCCACUGUGAGAAGGAGGGUGUCCAGUGGGAAGCCAAGGAGCUCGAGGAAGAAGAGAUGGAAGAGCCCAAAAGGGAGAGGCGGGAGGAGGAAGACGACCACAUGGAGUUCUGCCGAGUGUGUAAAGAUGGAGGGGAGCUGCUGUGCUGCGAUGCUUGUGUCUCCUCCUACCACAUCCACUGCCUCAAUCCUCCGCUGCCCGACAUUCCACACGGGGAGUGGCUCUGCCCGCGCUGCACGUGCCCACAACUGAAGGGCAAAGUGCAGAAAAUCCUACACUGGCGCUGGGGCGUACCCCCUGAAGGAGUCCCGCUCCCUCAGCCGCUGGAUGGGGCCCAAGAUGAGGAGCCGCCUCGAGCCUUGCAAGGGCGCUCGGAGAGGGAGUUCUUUGUCAAGUGGGCAGGGAUGUCGUACUGGCACUGCUGCUGGAUCACUGAGCUACAGCUGGAGAUCUUUCAUACAGUCAUGUACCGCAACUUCCAACGGAAGAACGACAUGGACGAACCCCCUCCCUUUGAUUACGGCUCCGGGGAGGACGAGGGCAAGAGUGAGAAAAGCAAGGAUGCCGAGUACUCCGACUUAGAGGAAAGAUUCUACCGUUACGGCAUAAAGCCUGAGUGGAUGUCUAUCCAGAGAAUCAUCAACCACAGUCUGGAUAAGCGAGGGAACUAUCACUACCUUGUGAAAUGGCGAGACCUGUCCUAUGAUCAGUCCACGUGGGAGGAGGAUGCCAUGAAGCUGCCAGACUAUGAAUACCACAAGCCGUUGUACUGGAGGCACAGGCAACUGAUGAUGGGAGAUAGUGCCUGCUGCCCUCAGAAAUACAAGAGACAACAUAAGGAAUCCUAUUUACACGGGGUCCCCAGCUCUCCUAUAAAUGACCCUACAGUGAAGUAUGAUACCCAACCCCAGUUUGUAUCGAGCACGGGCGGCACACUGCAUAUGUAUCAGCUGGAGGGACUCAACUGGCUGCGAUUCUCUUGGGCCCAAGGAACCGACACCAUCCUGGCGGAUGAGAUGGGACUUGGAAAGACGAUACAAACCAUUGUUUUUCUGUACUCCUUGUAUAAAGAGGGACACACGCAGGGCCCCUUCCUUGUCAGCGCCCCUCUUUCCACCAUCAUUAACUGGGAACGCGAGUUCCAGAUGUGGGCCCCCGACUUCUACGUGGUGACGUACACCGGCGAUAAAGACAGCAGAUCCGUCAUCCGAGAGAAUGAGUUUUCCUAUCAGGAUAACGUCAUGAAAGGGGGGAAGAAAGCCUUUAAGAUGAAGGCGCAGGCCCAGGUGAAGUUCCACGUUCUCCUCACCUCUUAUGAACUGGUCACAAUUGACCAGGCUGCUCUGGGAUCCAUUCGAUGGGCCUGCCUGGUGGUAGAUGAGGCUCACCGAUUGAAAAAUAACCAGUCCAAGUUUUUCCGGGUGUUAAAUGGAUACCAGAUCGAUUACAAGCUGCUCCUCACAGGAACGCCCCUGCAGAACAAUCUGGAAGAACUGUUCCAUCUGCUCAACUUCCUCACCCCUGAGAGAUUCAAUAACCUGGAUGGGUUCCUGGAGGAAUUCGCCGACAUCUCCAAAGAAGAUCAGAUCAAGAAACUGCAUGACCUCUUGGGGCCUCACCUUCUGCGGCGGAUGAAGGCCGAUGUGUUCAAGAACAUGCCGGCCAAAACGGAGCUGAUUGUUCGCGUGGAGCUCAGCCCGAUGCAGAAGAAAUACUAUAAAUUCAUCCUCACCCGUAACUUUGAGGCUUUGAACUCCAGAGGAGGAGGGAACCAAGUGUCUCUUCUCAACAUCAUGAUGGACCUGAAGAAAUGUUGCAACCACCCCUAUCUCUUCCCAGCGGCUUCACUGGAGUCCCCAAAACUGCCCAGUGGGGCCUAUGAAGGAGGGUCGCUUGUUAAAGCGUCUGGGAAACUGCUCCUUCUACACAAGAUGCUGCGGAAGCUGAAUGAGCAGGGGCACCGUGUCCUUAUAUUCUCUCAGAUGACGAAGAUGCUGGAUAUCCUGGAGGACUUCCUGGAUUUUGAGGGUUAUAAAUACGAGCGGAUAGAUGGUGGCAUAACGGGUGCUUUGAGACAGGAGGCUAUUGACCGGUUUAAUGCUCCAGGUGCUCAGCAGUUUUGUUUCCUGCUCUCCACCCGUGCCGGUGGACUCGGUAUAAACCUUGCUACAGCCGACACUGUUAUUAUAUAUGAUUCUGAUUGGAACCCCCAUAAUGAUAUCCAGGCAUUUAGCCGUGCUCAUCGGAUUGGUCAGGCCAAUAAGGUGAUGAUUUACCGCUUUGUGACGCGGGCGUCUGUGGAAGAGCGGAUAACGCAGGUGGCCAAAAGAAAAAUGAUGUUGACUCACCUGGUGGUGCGGCCAGGCCUGGGCUCCAAGGCAGGUUCCAUGUCCAAGCAGGAGCUUGAUGACAUACUGAAAUUUGGAACAGAGGAGCUGUUUAAGGAUGAGAUUGAAGCCGGUGAUAACAAGGAAGAUGACAGCAGUGUGAUCCAUUAUGAUAACGGAGCCAUUGAUCGCCUACUGGAUCGCAAUCAGGAUGUAACUGAGGACACAGAGGUUCAGAACAUGAACGAGUAUCUCAGCUCCUUCAAAGUGGCCCAGUAUGUGGUACGGGAAGAGGAGAAGCUGGAAGAACUGGAAAGGGAGGUUAUAAAGCAAGAGGAGAAUGUGGAUCCCGACUACUGGGAGAAGCUGCUGAGGCACCACUAUGAGCAGCAGCAGGAAGACCUGGCGCGGAACCUCGGCAAGGGGAAACGGGUGCGCAAGCAGGUCAACUACAACGAUGCUGCACAGGAGGACCAAGACAACCAGUCUGAAUACUCGGUGGGCUCGGAGGAGGAAGAUGAAGAUUUUGACGAAAGGGCGGAAGGCCGCAGGCAGUCUCGCCGCCAGCUACGCAAUGAGAAGGACAAGCCUCUGCCACCGCUGCUAGCUCGGGUUGGCGGCAACAUAGAGGUUCUGGGGUUCAACACCCGGCAAAGAAAGGCUUUUUUGAACGCAGUGAUGCGCUGGGGGAUGCCGCCGCAAGAUGCGUUUUCUACUCACUGGCUAGUGAGGGAUCUGAGAGGCAAAUCGGAGAAGGAAUUCAAAGCGUAUGUGUCUCUCUUUAUGAGACAUCUCUGCGAGCCCGGCGCGGACGGUUCAGAGACAUUUGCCGACGGCGUUCCCCGCGAGGGCCUCUCCCGACAACAGGUUCUGACCCGCAUCGGAGUUAUGUCUUUGGUUAAAAAAAAGAUACAGGAGUUUGAGCAUAUAAAUGGUCGCUGGAGCAUGCCGGAGCUUAUGCCGGACCCUAGCCUAGACUCCAAGCUCUCAUCCAGAGCCUCCUCUCCCACUGUAAAAACCUCCACCACCACUCCAGAGCCAAGCCUUACUAACACCCCAUGCACCUCCAAGCCAGCCACACCAGCCCCAAGUGAGAGGGGAGAGAAUGGCGGGACCCCUGUCGACACAGGGGAAGCAGAGUGCAAGGAGGAGAAAGAAAAUGAUUUGAAGGGAACAGAGAAGAGAGACAUUGUGCCUGAACAGACGGCAACUGCAAGGGUAUCUAAUAUUACUCCCAGUCCCAAGGACACCGUGAACCCUGUUUGUAAUUCAGGGUCGGAAAGAAGCAGGGAGAAGCCAUCGGAACCUCCUGAUCUCACUCCUGGGAGGGAGGAACCAAAGGCAGAAUCAGCAGCCGCUGCGGAGACAGUUGGUGACAAACCAUCAGCUGUUGCCCCUGAACCUGAAAAACCACUAGAGGGCGUCACAGAGCGAGACGGAGCAUUACAGCGGCAGGAAGGGGUUGGGGAACCACAGAGAGCAGAGGAGGUGAAGCCAGAGAGAGAAGCUGUGAAGGACACCAAAAUGAACAUUCAGAAGGAAGAAGUGAAGAGCAGCAAUGGGAGGAAAGAAGAGAACAGACCAGAAAGACCAAGAUUUAUGUUUAACAUCGCAGAUGGUGGGUUCACAGAACUCCAUACCCUGUGGCAGAAUGAGGAGAGAGCGGCCAUCUGCUCCGGCAGGCUGAAUGACAUCUGGCAUCGCCGGCACGAUUACUGGUUAUUGGCCGGCAUUGUGGUACAUGGCUACGCUCGCUGGCAAGACAUUCAGAACGAUUCCCCAUUCGCCAUCAUCAAUGAACCCUUUAAAUCGGAGGCCAACAAGGGAAAUUUCCUGGAGAUGAAGAACAAAUUUCUUGCUCGGCGAUUCAAGCUGCUGGAGCAGGCCUUAGUGAUUGAGGAGCAGCUACGGAGGGCAGCCUAUCUCAACAUGACCCAGGACCCCUCUCACCCAGCCAUGGCCCUUAACGCUCGCUUCUCCGAGGUGGAAUGUCUCGCCGAGAGUCACCAGCACCUCUCCAAGGAGUCCUUAGCGGGGAACAAGCCAGCCAAUGCCGUGCUUCAUAAAGUGCUCAACCAGCUGGAGGAGCUGCUGAGUGAUAUGAAGGCGGAUGUAACUCGCCUCCCCGCCUCCCUCGCACGUAUCCCGCCCAUCGCGGCAAGACUGCAGAUGUCAGAGCGCAGUAUCCUGAGCCGGCUUGCAAGCAAGGGGAGCGAGAGCACAGCUCCUCCGGUGUUCCCUCCUGGCCCUUACACCACUCCUCCCAUGUUUGGGGCCACAUUCCCCAGCAACCCCCAGUCGGCAGCACUCACGGGGACGAACUAUAACCAGAUGCCUCUCGGCUCUUUCCUGUCUGCUUCUAACGGACCCCCAGUUCUUGUGAAAAAGGAGCGAGAGAUGGAUUUGCUGGACAGAAAGGAGAGCCGAGGAGGGGAGGUAAUCUGCAUUGAUGACUGAAGCACUUACCCCCGCCUCCCACUCGCUAAGCCAAUGGGUGAAGCCCAGUAUUAAGGGCGACCCAGGAUGGAGGAUGACAAACCGGGACUGUCUGUAUAGCGCUGCCGCUUUCAGUGUCACACAGGGGGGCUACCAAUCGGCCCCCUCUCCUGCUUGGUGACAUACAAGUGCAAUGAAUCCUGUUCCCGCCCCUCCCAGAAAGGGGCCGAGCAGUGCUACCCCCUGAGUCUCCCCCGUGACCCCGCCCCCUUUCCAGUGACCUCUGUUCCCGCCGACGUUGUAUACCAUGUAUAUACUCACACACAUCGCUUCCCGUAUACCGCUGCCUGGCCUGCAACGCCUCGUGUGGUUCUGUCUUUCAUAUGGUCUGCUCCUCCCCGCCCCGUGAUGUACAUAUAAAUUAUACUUUUUAUUUCUGUCCGCAAGAGAA
Messenger RNA from Xenopus tropicalis (tropical clawed frog), 7036 nucleotides. RefSeq names its product chromodomain helicase DNA binding protein 3 (gene chd3). NCBI's taxonomy places the organism in Eukaryota, Metazoa, Chordata, Amphibia, Anura, Pipidae. The transcript is spliced from 40 exons. Gene Ontology annotation, molecular function: hydrolase activity; ATP binding; nucleotide binding. The coding region runs from base 496 to 6606 and encodes 2036 amino acids. Gene Ontology annotation, biological process: chromatin remodeling. The record is from RefSeq and is a predicted model, not a curated record. Gene Ontology annotation, cellular component: nucleus.